CAAAACCAUAUCAAAAGUAUCCGUGGUGACAGACAUGACAGACAGUUAUUAAAAGUGAAGCGAAACCAGUCGUAAGGCUUGAAAGCCUUCGGAUUACUACUCUGGGACAUUCGACCAUCCAAUUAUCUAUGUGCUAUACUAUGGACGGUAGGUAAUGAGGCUAGCCACGCUGUUGUCUCUAAUGGUUCAAGUCUUCCCUCAAUGGUUCAGGUGUCUAUGCACUUCAAUGCUGGGCUUGUGUUGCUUUGUUGUGGCGUGCCAUGCAUCCAAGAUAGAAACCAGAGUUAGAUGCAUUCUGUAUAGCAGCGCACAUGUGCAUGUCCAACGGCACUGUCGCAUAAACCUUUCCUUCCCGUCUUACUUGUGCUUGGGCCUGGGGUACAUAGCUCUGGAGAUAAGAGCAUCGAAACGCAUAUACAAUCUUCCCCGGCCACUAUCUUCAGGCACCGCAUGGGAUGUACAAAUGUAGUGUAUGUAGUGUCUAAUCUGAGAGCGAAUAGUCCACCUGGUCAAUGCCAAUGCAGCUCGUAGAACGUAGAAAAUGUUUUGUUCGACGUGGGUCUUUCUCCCACGACUUGUGUGAUAAGUACUAGGUAUCGUGUGAAGUGAAUAUCAAAGGAGUACAAGGUGAUUACAUGGUUAUUUCCAUGUGAGAGAAGCUUGGGAUACCUAGCAUAUUUCACCCCAAAUACCAAAAGAUGAAUUUGACUUUUACACGUUUUACUAUCAUCUCAACAUGGAAGGGCUUUAUAAUACUGUCCCACGCCUCUUCCCUAUCAUUUCAGCAUUUUAACUAAGAUGUUUUAAGAGGAAAUGUAGUUUGUAUGCUCGAGUUCUAACUCCCAUAGCCUUUUCCUUUCCGAUCCA
Molecule: messenger RNA, 867 nt
Organism: Hypoxylon fragiforme
Lineage: Eukaryota; Fungi; Ascomycota; Sordariomycetes; Xylariales; Hypoxylaceae
Exons: 2
Coding region: 155-469 (104 amino acids)
Source: RefSeq, a predicted model, not a curated record